AUGGUGGAUAGCAUUGAAAUCCAGGAAGCUACCAAGGAAAACGCACUAUCAAAUCCUGAAUUGUGUGCUACCUAUCACGCCACUAAAGCAAAGAGGCAAGUCUCCCGUCGUCCUGCAGAAAGAUCGAAGAUAUAUAGCAAGUUUGGCCGUAUUCACUUCGACCUUAUUCAGUUAGACGAAGCCUCUAAUAGGGAUAAGUGGCUAUCGCAUCUCUACCUCGAGGGUAUUCGUUUUCAUAUAACCCACACGCAUAAGAACAAGAACGGUUGUGUGAAGGCUAUCCGAGAAGCCCUUGCCCUCUGCAGAAACCAAUUCGCCUUCGUUGAUUACAUCGCGCAAGAAGGGAUUAUAUGGGAACGAAGCGUUGCGGGCACUCCUGAACAGAACGGGUUCAUCGAGAGAGCGGGAGGUGUUAUUAUCCUUGUCGCAAGGGCUACGCCUAAACCUUACGAAUCUCCGUAUAUACGGUUACGGCGUAUAGCUAGCAAUAUCUGGCAGAUCUGGUUCCUAACUAUCGGCGUAGUACGCGAAGAGAGAGAUAUAGUAUUCGACGAGACUAUUCGCCAUAACGGCUAA
Molecule: messenger RNA, 576 nt
Organism: Penicillium cataractarum
Lineage: Eukaryota; Fungi; Ascomycota; Eurotiomycetes; Eurotiales; Aspergillaceae
Exons: 4
Coding region: 1-576 (191 amino acids)
Source: RefSeq, a predicted model, not a curated record